This is a messenger RNA of Astyanax mexicanus (Mexican tetra), 5037 nucleotides long. It is a transcript of the gene il20ra, whose product is annotated as interleukin 20 receptor, alpha. Lineage: Eukaryota; Metazoa; Chordata; Actinopteri; Characiformes; Acestrorhamphidae. Gene Ontology annotation, molecular function: protein binding. The record is from RefSeq and is a predicted model, not a curated record. The transcript is spliced from 7 exons. Bases 1191 to 2936 code for a protein of 581 amino acids.
AAUGUUAAUUUAGUGAAGGGGAAACCAACCAGAACAUCCUGGAUAGAGAAACGUAUCAGUUCUAAAGCUACGGUGAAGCUCUGUCUCUGGCAUGAAUUGUCAGGUUUAUCCAGCACCCCCCUAGGUUGGCUAACCUAGGUAUAGCUUUGGCUAUGGUGUCCAGACAUAUGCUCCUAAAUAGCUGUGAACAAUGUUUAACAGCCAGCUGAAUGGUUACGUUUCCAUGUCUAGCUACUUUAUGAUCAGUGUCCACAGCAGUAGCUAAUUCAGACUGCAUUUACUUGAUAUUAUAAUAUAACCAUAAACCAUUUAAUUGGAUAAUUUGAAUCAGAUUUUUGUAGCCAUGUAGUCCUAUAGUUGCACACAGUGGUGGGUAGUACAGGUCCAAAAAGUAAAAAUCCACCAGUAAACAGAACUGUUAUAAACAUACACCUACCUAUAUUAAUUGUAUUUGGCUUGUGGUGUUCCAUAGACAAAUUCUAACCAUGUGUUCCUUAGGUCUGAAUUACUGAGCAAAGCAUAACAUUUUUUUGUUAUUUGCACAAAUAACACAGGAACGAACUGCCAUGCUGUUCCUAGCGCUGUUAGCUCCUGUCUGAGAAGUUGUGCACUACUGGCUUCAGCUCAGCCUGUGGGCGGUCGCUUCCAGAACAAGAAAAAAUCGAUUUUAGCGGAGGCACACCUUUAAUGUAAAUAGUCUGACUAGUGUCUAAAGAUGCUGCCACAAAAAGAGAGAGUCCGAAUUGUUAUGUAAUACAGUGAUUCAGUGUAAACACUGAAACAGGGCCCCUGUUGGUUUAAAAUGUUUAACCGAUUUGAAAUCAUGAAAAAUUCAGCUUUAGCUGAUCUGAACCGAUUGUUCCAACGUGAAUCUGCCCUGUCAAAAUAUUUGUACAGUGAGAUUAAAUAUCUACACUGUGAGGUGUUUAGUCUGUCACUGAAAGACAGGACUGAGCAGUAAAAUGCUCAAGAGACUCAGCAGGGUUUUUUACUUGAAGCUCCUCCUCCUGUUUCUCCUCCUCCUCCCCCUGAUCAGGUUGCUCCAGAAGCCUGUCUGUGUGCUGCUCCACAUUCUUCACACUUCACCUGAGAGAGAGAGACGGAGAGCCAGGCGUGCCUGAGAGGAGGACAGCAGCCACACACAGAGGAAUCACCUGGACUUCUAAAGUGAAUAAUUUAUUGGGUUUUUAAUGCUGGAAACAGUCUGGUUACAGCAGCAUGGAGCUGUGCAUGCGCGGACUAAAGUGAGAAAGAUCAUUUUAAUAAUAACGAUGAUGGGGUUGAUUUCUGCAGCUUUCGUCACAGCUCUCCAUCUCUGCCUGUCCCUUCAGACAGCUUCAGCCAAAGGGUCGGUCAUUGCUGCACCACCGCAGGAUGUUCAUUUUUACUCGAUAAAUCUGAGGAACCUGCUACUCUGGAGCCCAGGAAAAGACACGGCCCACGGCGCCACCUACACAGUUGAAUAUGCAACAUAUGGGGAUGCUCUGGGAGGCAGCGACCAGGUGGCCUGGAAACCAGCGGAGCAGUGCCGUGACAUUACAGACACAGAGUGUGACCUGACAGAUCAGACAGACGAAAUGGAUGAGGAUUAUUUUGCCCGAGUUAAAGCUAAUGGGCCAAACAGUCACUCACACUGGGUGGAAACAGAGAGACGCUUCAGACCCUUCUCUGACACCAUCAUGGGUCCUCCAAAAGUGAAAGUUAUUCUGGUGGAGAACUACAUGCAUGUGAAGCUGAAGGGACCAUUCCAGUGGAAGAGCAGCAGGAUGAAGAAGGGCUGUUCUCUCUGGAAGAUUUUUCCCCGUAUGGUCUACAACAUCUCUGUGUUCAACAACAAGAGCAAAAACAUGCAACACAUCCUCCUGCAAAAUGACACACUGAAAUGGGGGCCUCUGGAGUACGAAUCAGAGCACUGUGUGAAAGCUGAGGCCUAUUCUCGCUUUCUCCCUCUGUCCAGAAUCCAGUCCGACUGGAUCUGCCUCACCAUUCCAUCAGAUCCGCUUAGUGCUCAGAUGAUGAUGUUGAUUUUUGGAGGAGUCAUCCCCAGUGCAAUUUGUCUCUUUAUAUUGGCUGCGGUUGGAGCCUUCACUUACUACUACAUCUGUGAUCACAGGCAAAAACUUCCCACAAGCACGGAAAUUGUUAGUGUGGAGGAGACAGGGAAGACAUUCCAGCCGGAAAAACCUCUUAUCAUCAACCUGAACCUCUUUUCCACCAACCUUAGCACAGAGGAGUGGAAGCAGAAGCCUCUGGGUGCUCUUUACCAUGAUGACAGUGAAAAUGAGCAUCUACUGCCUAUUCUGGCCCUGCCUUCUGGAAGUAGCCGUGGUCCUGAACACCCACAGCCACAAGGAGAGAUUGUACCAUCGUAUGCAGCACAGCAGAUCCAGCCGGAUCAAGAUCAAGCUGGAUUCGACACCGCUUCUGAUGCCAGCGCGGAUCUGUGGUCCAGUCACGGCUUUCUGACUGAUGACUACGGGCUGGUGGCUUGUGAGCGACUACAGCAAGACCCCCACCAACACGUGAGUGGUUUGGUGGUGGGUGGUAUGGCCAACAUGUCGGCGCAGCCCUCAGAAUGUAAAGUCAAUGUACACAAGGCGCAGAGUGAGGAGAGAGACCCAGGAGAGAAGAGGUACGAAGAGGAAGAGCAAGAAGAAGAGGAGGAGAAGGAAAAGGGAACAUUAGUAGACUGGGACCCUCGGACUGGGGUGCUAAAGAUCCCUCUUCUCUACCAGAUCAGCUCAGAAGAAACUAAGGAAACAGAAGCAGAUGCAGUGACAGCAACAGAAACCAGAGUGAACAUAGACCUUCUUCAGCGCAAGCCUAUCCUGACCAGCUUGGUGUUCAGACAGUCUUCACAGGAGAGCAGCGAAGAGGACAUUUUCACUAAAAUGGAGAAAGACUGGGGGCUGCAGAUCCAGAGCAAUGCUGAAUAAACUUGGACAUGAAGGAGAACGACAAAUGACUGUUCCCAUGCUGCGUUUUCUUCUCAGGGGUUCUUAGGGGUCUUUAAAACAUUGUAAUGUUUUUCACUAUAGGUCUGUAACAGUACUAUGUGUCAAACAUGCCUGCAUCGGCCUCUAUAUUGUAUCUGUUGUCAUCUCCAAAUCACCAAGCACUCUGGAUUGGAGCAUCUGCUAAAUGCCAUCAAUGUAAAUCUCAGUUUCCAAUUUUUCUGCCUACCAGAUCACAGUGCAUACAACCCAGCGCUCAAGGGCCCAUUUUUGGUUUAUCUUUGCAGUAAAAGUGUCAUUUCCAUUUUUGAAUUUAACAGCUGAGUGUGUUGAAAUAGAGGGUAGAGACUGCUUGAAGAAUACAGAGAUAAAUGCCAUGUUCCCAUUACAAACCUCAUUAAUCCUUUCUGAUUUUCUGCUUAGAAUUCUAUUCUAUUCUAUUCUUGAUAGUAGCCUUUGUCUCUCUGUAAAGUAAGCUAGUCUGACCCUGAAACAGUGUAAAUGUGCACAUUGAUAUGUUUACACAGGUCUCCUCUGUGAUUUUUGCUGUGCCUGAAGUGUUGAAUUCUGACUCCCUUCUAGAAUCUGACUCCCAUUUUAGCGGUGGUAUUUAGCAUGUUAAUCUCUCAUCACUGGGGUCUCGGGUUCAAGUCCCUAUCUGGGUGGAGUUUCCAUGUUCUUCCUGUGUCUGCAUGGGUUGCCUCCCAGAUUCUAAAAACAUAAAGAUCAGGUGAAAUGGUUCCUUUAAAUUGUUCUGGUCUGUAUGUGUACGCAUGAAAGUGAAUAAUGUAUAUGUCAGGUGGCCGCUGUUUUCCGUUAAAGGAGAACUCCAGUGUAAAAUAGACUUUUGGUGUAGUAAACAUAAUAAAUAGUACUUGAGUAAUAGUAAUAGUAAUAGUAAUAGUGUUGAAUAGCACAUCUCCGUUCCCCCACAGCGCUCCGAGAUCCAGAACUUUUAACAGUUUGUCAAAACAGCCUUCAGACUGAGUGACACAGGGCAUAAUUUACCCCGCUAAAUCGUUUUUUGACACCGUUAUCCAGGCUCAAAGUAGCUUCACACCUCCUUGUUAGAAUCUGGAGAGCCCUGACAUUUAAAAUGAGGCAUUAAGGACUUUAAAACUGCACAAGAACCUUAUUAAAAACCUCUGUUUACAUCCUAUAACACUAGCUUCAGCUCUGUGCACCGCCAUUACUGAACUGAAAAUAACAUAGACAUAUAUAUACAUAGACUCAUUAUUAAGCAAGGCUCUGUAGUUUGUUAUGAAGGUUAAUAUGAAUUGUUAUUCAUAAGCAAAAAAUGCAAAUCUGAGGUGUUAUCUGUUGCCUGGGCCUGUACUGUUGUGUGCAACGCAAAGUUGAAUUCCGUUCUGGCAGAGGGUUGUAAUUUUGCACUACACUGGUUAUAGAUAAAUACGCACAGAGAAAAAAAAAGUGUAAGUUAUUUAAAUCUGUGUUACAUUAAGGCACAAAAUUGGAUUCCUGCCACUUUAGCCUGGUAAUGUGAACAUAGCAGAAAUGAUCUGAAAUGUUAGAGAAAGUGCCCAAACUGUCAUUUUGUCUUCAGAUCUUUAAAUCAUGAAUUAUCUUGUGCUUUUUGUGUUUACAGGUUUACAUGUGAAAUGAAGGCAAGGUUUUACAAAAUGUAAGGUGGACAAGUCAAAAUAAAGUUGAUUUUUCCAUCAUAGUGUGAGAGUAGGCUGAGAAAAGUGUACAGUAUAUUUUUUCAACAGAUGUCUAUCUUUUCUAAUUUUGUAAUCUGUUGUAAUGUUAAAAACAGUUUUAAAUAUUCAGCUUUUUCUCAUUGUUUUGGGCAUUUGGUAUUACUUUAUUAUGAUCUUAUGUAUCAUAACAAAGAGGGUAUACAUAUAUUAUUACUGAUUUGCUGAAAAUCCACUUAUAUUUUAAAUACUAAACCUCAGGAAAAUGGACAUUGCUGAAGGAUACUAUAUAAAAAUGUGACUUAUGAAAAGCUCUUUGUUCUAAAUGAAGGCUAUGUAUGAAGGAUCUGUGGUGUAUGUUGUUAUUUUUGUUGUCUGUUUGUUGAAUGAUGCAUUGCAGAAUAAAUGCAUUUGAUGACCAAAAA